Messenger RNA from Ziziphus jujuba (common jujube), 1929 nucleotides. Its product is annotated as sterol 14-demethylase. The transcript has 3 exons. NCBI's taxonomy places the organism in Eukaryota, Viridiplantae, Streptophyta, Magnoliopsida, Rosales, Rhamnaceae. Bases 291 to 1751 code for a protein of 486 amino acids. Gene Ontology annotation, molecular function: iron ion binding; heme binding; monooxygenase activity. The record is from RefSeq and is a predicted model, not a curated record.
UUAAUUACCCAUUGUACCAGAAACACACAAUUCCCAUUGCCUAUUCUUUUUUCGGGUUUUGGGCGUUGCCGCCGGUGAUGCUAUUAGGGGUUCAAUAGUCUUUUCAAACUUAAUGAUUUAGCAGAUGUUAGGCCUAAUGGGUGUUAGCAGAUGUUAAUGGCAGCAGCCUAGAGAGUAACGACAUUAUACUCUCUGCUACUAGCUUCUCCAUCUUCUCCUAUCUUUUGUCUCCCUUUGCUUUGAAACCCACAAAUCUAUCGAAUCGUAAACAGAUUUACCGUACCCUAAAGAUGGUUGUGGAUAGCGAAGUGGUCACAAUGGGUAUGCUCAUAGUGGCCACUCUGGUUGUGGCUAAGCUUGUAUCAGUGCUUAUAAUGCCACGAUCUGGCAAGCGUCUUCCACCUGUGGUAAAAGCUUUCCCCUUCAUUGGGGGAUUGAUCCGUUUCUUGAAAGGUCCAAUUGUGAUGCUCCGCCAAGAGUACCCAAAGCUUGGCAGUGUGUUCACAUUGAACCUUUUGCACAAGCACGUCACUUUCUUGAUUGGUCCUGAAGUUUCAGCCCACUUCUUCAAGGCCCCCGAGUCUGAUCUUAGCCAGCAGGAGGUUUACCAGUUCAAUGUGCCCACUUUUGGACCUGGAGUUGUGUUUGAUGUUGAUUACUCGGUGCGCCAAGAACAGUUUCGCUUCUUCACCGAGUCUCUUCGAGUGAACAAACUUAAGGGUUAUGUGGAUCAGAUGGUUACAGAAGCAGAGGAUUACUUCUCUAAAUGGGGAGAUAGUGGUGAAGUGGACCUAAAGUUUGAACUGGAGCAUCUAAUUAUAUUGACGGCCAGCAGAUGUCUCCUGGGUCGAGAAGUUCGUGACAAGCUCUUUGAUGAUGUUUCUGCCUUGUUCCAUGACCUUGACAAUGGGAUGCUUCCAAUCAGUGUCAUCUUUCCAUACCUACCCAUCCCAGCUCACCGCCGCCGUGACCAGGCACGGAAGAAGCUAGCAGAAAUCUUUGCAAACAUCAUAGCUUCUCGCAAGCAGAGUGGAAAAUCAGAGAAUGACAUGCUGCAGUGCUUCAUUGAGUCGAAGUACAAAGAUGGUCGCCCAACAACUGAAGCUGAGGUGACUGGAUUGCUCAUUGCUGCUCUCUUUGCAGGACAGCAUACGAGUUCUAUCACCUCGGCUUGGACCGGGGCCUAUCUCCUCUGUAACGAGCAGUACCUAUCUGCUGUGUUGGAGGAGCAGAAGAACCUGAUGGAAAAGCAUGGGAAGAGGGUGGAUCAUGAUAUCCUGUCUGAAAUGGAUGUCCUUUACCGGUGUAUUAAGGAGGCUCUGAGGCUGCAUCCCCCACUAAUUAUGCUUAUGCGAAGUUCACAUAGUGAUUUUAGCGUACAAACCCGAGAUGGAAAAGAAUAUGACAUUCCGAAGGGCCACAUAAUUGCCACAUCACCUGCUUUUGCUAACCGGCUUCCUCAUAUUUACAGCAACCCAGAUAGGUAUGAUCCUGACAGAUUCGCAGCUGGGAGAGAAGAGGACAAGGUGGCAGGGGCUUUCUCAUAUAUCUCAUUCGGAGGUGGCAGGCAUGGGUGCCUUGGUGAGCCAUUUGCAUACUUGCAGAUAAAGGCAAUAUGGAGCCAUUUGCUGAGGAAUUUUGAGUUGGAGCUGAUAUCACCUUUCCCGGAGAUCGACUGGAAUGCCAUGGUGGUGGGUGUGAAGGGAAAGGUGAUGAUUCGAUACAAACGAAGGGAACUUUCCAUUAACUAAUGGCUAAGGGUGUCUUGGUACUUCAACAUUAACUGCUAUGUAGGACGUUUUUGGGCCCUCUUCCGUAUGUCGUCUAUUUUAUCUUUGAAAAAGGCGUGCUUUUAUUGUGACCAUUGCUGAUGUUUAGUUGCCAUAAUAUAUUUAUGAUGAUGAAUGAAGUUUUCUUCCAGUUUUUUCA